This is a messenger RNA of Brienomyrus brachyistius, 1472 nucleotides long. Its product is annotated as germinal-center associated nuclear protein-like. Lineage: Eukaryota; Metazoa; Chordata; Actinopteri; Osteoglossiformes; Mormyridae. The annotation marks the transcript as partial. The record is from RefSeq and is a predicted model, not a curated record. The transcript is spliced from 2 exons.
GACCUCUUGGCUCGCAUUGAGGAGGAGAAAGAACAGAGCCGCAGGUUCGAGGACCAGCUGCGUACCUGGCUUGACGUCGAGUCCCUGGGCCCUUCCUCUUCCUCCUCACCACUUUUCUUGCCUUCUUCGUUACUGUCUGUACCGGAGAUCGUAGUGCCCUCCCCAAAGAUGGCUGCCCCACCUGCACUUGCCCUGGUAUUGACCCUGUGCCUACACAGGUGCUCACAUUUUAAGACCCCAAGUACCCUGUGCUCAUCAGUUGAGACUGUUUCUGUGCCCAUUUUUGUAGCAGAAGGAGCGCAGUGUCCGCAGUGACCAGGCUAGGGGAGCUGCCAGUUUGUAUAUUUCCGCAGAUGUGACACAGGCGCGGAUAUAAUCUCCCAGGCCGAAGGACGCCGAAAUCUACCGCGCUGUAAGAACUCUGUUUCGACUUUUGAAGGCCGUAUUUUUGGGCUUUUUACACAAUGAAUCCGUCUGGGCUUUUCGGCAGAACACAAGGCGGAGCGUUUCAGUCUCCGCGCGCCCCGACCUCGGGGCUCUUUUCCUUCGGCCAGCAGAACGCCCCUUUCGUGCAGCCGCCUGCCCUCGGCCAGGGCACCGGCCAGACCUCGCUCUUCAGUACAUCGUCUGCCUUCGGCCAGACCGGAUCCCUUUUCGGGCAGCCUGGCGGGACGGCGUCUGGACAGGCCCCGACCUUCGGCAUGCCCGGUUCUGGGAGUCAGACCCCGUCGUUUGUACAGAGCGACACCAGGUUCGGCCCGCCGCCCUCCUUCGGGCAGCCGGCCGGGGUCGGUCAGAGCUCUGUCUUUAACCAGAACUCGGCUUUUCCCCAGACCUCUGCCUUCGGACAGACCGGCGGAUUUGCUCAGCACACACCCGGCUUCGGCGGCUCUAACGCUAUCUCCGCCUCCUCUGUUCCCCCCUCCUCGGGGUCUAGUCAACCACUGAGAUUCGGACAGUUGUCCACAGGGUCUUCUUCGGUAUUCUCCCCUGGAAGCGUUCAGGGCCGCGGAUUUAGCACCUCAGAGUUCAGCUUCAAGCCGUCAGACGCAGCUGUGUUCAAACCUAUUUAUAGCGCCAGUCCUGAACCGGCUGUGUCCCAGGCUGUGUCCGAGUCUUUUGGUUCCAGCCCAUCCAGCACCACCGCUACCAGUAUGGACAGCAGUGGGCCUGCUCCUGCUGCCUCUGAGUUCCUUUCUGGAGCAUUAGGUUUUAGCUUCUCACAGCCCAUCGCAGUGUCCAGCAGCAUCCUCCCCACCAAAGAUGCACAUCCCAGCACCACCCAGGAGUUCAGCUUCUCGAAACCAGCAGCACCCUCCGUUGGUGCUGGCAGUGGCCUGGGUGGGGGGACCUCCCAGGCCGCCUCUGUCUCCAGGUACUCUGCCUCUAGCCUCCAUGAGCCCCGGCCACUGUUUGGUGCUGUCAGCUUUGGUCCGCUAAAACCCAAGACUGACGCUGGGGUUGUGUCUGGU